This is a messenger RNA of Soboliphyme baturini, 579 nucleotides long. Lineage: Eukaryota; Metazoa; Nematoda; Enoplea; Dioctophymatida; Soboliphymatidae. The record is from the annotation of a GenBank genome assembly.
AUGAUAUCCAAGGAUGACGAAUAUGACUAUUUGUUCAAAGUGGUGCUGAUUGGCGACUCUGGUGUUGGCAAGAGUAAUCUGUUGUCGAGGUUCACGCGCAAUGAGUUCAACUUGGAGUCAAAGUCAACGAUCGGUGUCGAAUUCGCUACCAGGAGCAUUCAGGUAGACUGCAAGACGAUCAAAGCUCAAAUUUGGGAUACGGCUGGGCAAGAGCGAUACCGAGCGAUCACAUCCGCCUACUACAGAGGAGCUGUUGGCGCCCUCUUGGUGUAUGACAUUGCCAAACAUGUAACGUACGAAAAUGUCGAACGGUGGCUGAAAGAGCUGAGAGACCACGCGGACCAAAACAUCGUAAUAAUGUUGGUUGGUAACAAAUCUGAUUUACGCCAUUUGAGAGCCGUGCCAACUGACGAAGCUAAGGCGUAUGCGGAACGAAAUGGAUUGUCGUUUGUUGAAACAUCCGCCUUGGAUUCGACAAACGUUGAAACCGCAUUCACCAAUAUCCUAACAGGUGACAUUUCGUUUGUGGGUGGGAUGAGUGCAUGCUCGCGUUUUCUGUUUGGUCGUUGUUUUCAUUAA